Molecule: messenger RNA, 519 nt
Organism: Scylla paramamosain (green mud crab)
Lineage: Eukaryota; Metazoa; Arthropoda; Malacostraca; Decapoda; Portunidae
Exons: 3
Coding region: 1-519 (172 amino acids)
Source: RefSeq, a predicted model, not a curated record
AUGCUCCUUUUUCGGCAGCUCGAGACACCCGAAAAAGAAGGAAACUUCCUUGGCCUUUAUCGCAUCGCUUCCACCGGUGCUCCCUCGGCACCCAGGCCCCCAUCAUCCACUUCUGCCACCACACAGUGCCAGGCAAUUGCCCUCUCCACUCCAGUGCCACUUCAGUGCCAGCGUGCCACAAGGUUGAGCUACAAGUGCCAGUGCCAGCAACAGUCUACACACUCACCAAGCGAAGACCAGGCCUCCACAAACAACUCAACGCAGCAUGCCCAGGAAUACUACCCCUAUCCCCCACAACCCCACAGUGUCUCAGUGACGUGUUCCAUAGUGCCGCGAUGUCUUUCCCGCCCCUCCACAGUGACCAGGAUUGAACUCCCUGUCCCAGUGUUCCCUCUUACCCUCCCCUUCCCCACCCCAAACCCCCCACCCUCCCACCCCCACCCCCCCUACCCUCCCACCCCCACCCCCACCCCAACCCCCCCACCCCCCACCCCCCUCGUCCCAGUGUUUCUGCCCUAG